CCAGGAAGUAGCUCUCAGUUUAGUGUCCAAAAUUCACCUAAAUAUGCUCAGUUUCUGUUUCUGCUGUUGCGCAGGCUUCAUCGCAGCCGACAUUAAGGGCACGGGCGCCUUCACGCAGCUCUUCCUGAUCACGGACUACCACGAGAACGGCUCUCUGUACGACUACCUGCGGCUGACCACGCUGGACACGCCCACGCUGCUGCGGCUGGCGUUCUCGGUGGCGUGCGGCCUCUGCCACCUGCACACGGAGAUCUACGGCACGCAGGGCAAGCCGGCCAUCGCCCACCGCGACCUCAAGAGCAAGAACAUCCUGAUCAAGAAGAACGGCGCCUGCUGCAUCGCCGACCUCGGCCUCGCCGUCAAGUUCAACAGCGACACCAACGAGGUGGACGUGCCGCUGAGCACGCGAGUCGGGACGCGGCGCUACAUGGCCCCCGAGGUUCUGGACGAGAGCCUCAACAAGAACCACUUCCAGGCGUACAUCAUGGCCGACAUCUACAGCUACGGACUCGUCAUCUGGGAGAUGGCCAGACGCUGUGUCACCGGAGGGAUGGUGGAGGACUACCAGCUGCCCUACUACGAGAUGGUUCCCUCUGACCCUUCGUAUGAAGACAUGUUGGAGGUCGUGUGUGUCAAAGGGCUUCGGCCCACCGUGUCCAACCGCUGGAACAGCGACGAGUGCCUUCGGGCCAUGCUGAAGCUGAUGUCCGAGUGCUGGGCUCAUAACCCGGCCUCUCGCCUCACCAUCCUCCGAGUGAAGAAGACGCUCGCCAAGAUGGUGGAGUCGCAGGACAUCAAGAUCUGACCGCCGCUCUUCACCGGCGCCAGAAACACCACGACGAGAUUCUAAUAACUUUAAAAAUUUAAUAUUAACAAAGGACCCGUUUUCAGGGCGGAAAACCGUACAGACCACGGCUUCAAACAUUCAUCCAAGGUUCUACAAUUGCAUCCUUGUUUCCUUCACUUGCUUCCUUUCCUCUUAGCGUCUUAGUCCGUCCCGCCAAGGAAGCACGGGAGAGACACAGCGAGGGAAUCCUGCGAGGAGAGAGGAAAGGAGAGAGAGGAAAGGAGAGAGAGGAAAGGAGAGAGAGGAAAGGAGAGAGAGGAAAGGAUUGGGAGGAAAUGUGUGUUGUUUUUAUUUUAAAGGUUAUUUUUUUGGGGCUUUUUUCCCUUUUUUAUUUCAGAGGUGAUGGACAGGGAAGG
Molecule: messenger RNA, 1203 nt
Organism: Perca fluviatilis (European perch)
Lineage: Eukaryota; Metazoa; Chordata; Actinopteri; Perciformes; Percidae
Product: bone morphogenetic protein receptor type-1A-like
Exons: 4
Coding region: 44-805 (253 amino acids)
Biological process (GO): protein phosphorylation; cellular response to growth factor stimulus; dorsal/ventral pattern formation
Cellular component (GO): plasma membrane; signaling receptor complex
Molecular function (GO): ATP binding; transforming growth factor beta receptor activity, type I; SMAD binding
Source: RefSeq, a predicted model, not a curated record